Molecule: messenger RNA, 1734 nt
Organism: Anopheles marshallii
Lineage: Eukaryota; Metazoa; Arthropoda; Insecta; Diptera; Culicidae
Gene: Snmp2
Product: sensory neuron membrane protein 2
Exons: 9
Coding region: 1-1734 (577 amino acids)
Cellular component (GO): cytoplasm; membrane
Molecular function (GO): scavenger receptor activity
Source: RefSeq, a predicted model, not a curated record
AUGGUGCAAUGCACUCUGAUCUGGGCCGGCAUCGGUGUGAUGAUGGCCGUAUCCGGCGCCCUACUCGGUUGGGUCGUUUUCCCCCGUGCCGUGCAUGAGAAAGUAAUAGAGGCUACCGAGCUGCGGCAAGGCACGGAUCAAUAUAAGCGAUGGGAAGCAUUGCCACAGCCGUUAGAUUUUAAGGUGUACAUAUUCAACGUCACCAAUCCGUACGAAGUUAUGCAAGGACGGCGACCGAAGGUGGUUGAGGUUGGACCAUACAUUUAUUUCCAAUACCGGCAGAAGGAUAAUAUACGGUUUAGCCGGGAUCGUUCGAAGGUUCAUUUCAGUCAGCAACAGAUGUACGUCUUCGAUCCGGAGUCGUCCUAUCCGCUAACGGAAAAUGAUGAUCUUACUGUGCUAAACAUGCACAUGAAUAGCAUUUUACAAAUAAUCGAUAACCAAGCAAAGGAAACGAUCACCAAUUUUCGAUCGGACGUGAAUAAUACACUCGAAAAAAUUCCCGUCGUUAGAGUCAUUAAACGGAUCAUCGAGCGCACCACGCCGAUCCAAUCCAUUCUACAAAUCGCCGAGGACGAAACGUACGACAGCUUGCGAUUGAUCAAUGCCGAGCUGAACCGCAUCUUCGGCCGGCCGGACACGAUGUUCCUGCGGACGACCCCGAAACAGUUUCUGUUCGACGGUGUACCAUUCUGCGUGAAUGUGAUCGGCAUCGCGAAGGCGAUCUGUAAGGAGAUCGAAAAGCGCAACACUAAAACUAUUCGCACCAUGCCGGACGGGAGCUUGCGGUUUUCGUUCUUCAGCCAUAAAAACAUGACCGACGACGGCAUGUUCACGAUCAACACGGGCAUCAAGGAUCCUGCCAAGACGCAAAUGAUUGAACUUUGGAAUGGACGAACAACGCUGGAUGUGUGGAACAAUCGCAGCAGCGGAUUACCUUCGGCUUGUAACAAGAUCCGGGGUACCGAUGGGUCGGGCUAUCCACCGUUCCGUACCGGCAUCGAAAGGAUGACCAUCUUCAGCACAGAUAUCUGCCGGACGGUGGACAUUAAGCUCACCGGGUCAUCAUCGUACGAAGGCAUCCCCGCACUGCGGUACGAGAUCGACGGUAACUUCCUGCACGAAAUUGGACCCGAGUAUGGUAACGAGUGUUAUUGCGUGAACAAGAUCCCGAAGUCGAUCGUUAAAAGCAAUGGUUGCCUCUACAAGGGAGCGCUGGAUCUUUCCAACUGUUUCGAUGCACCGGUGGUACUGACGCUUCCUCAUAUGCUGGGUGUAGACGAGGAAUAUACGGCAUUGAUUGACGGUAUGGACCCUGAGCCGGAACGGCAUCAGAUCUUCGUGGACGUGGAACCGUACACCGGGACACCCUUGACCGGCGGGAAAAGGGUACAGUUCAACAUGUUCCUGCGGCGGAUCGACGCCAUCAAGCUGACCGAUCGGCUACAACCGACCCUGUUUCCGGUCAUCUGGAUCGACGAAGGUAUCGCACUGAAUGAGGAUAUGGUGAAGCUGAUCGAUGACAGUCUUAUGAAAGUGCUCAGCCUGCUGGACAUUGUGCAGUGGGCGCUGAUCGGUGUUGGCCUGUUGCUGGCCACCCUGAUGCCCAUCGUAUACUUCGUCAAACGGUGCCGGGGUAAUGACAGCCGAACGGUUAGUCCAGCCGUAACGGCCACGACAAGUGCGGCCAGCCUAUCGAUGGCGACGGGCGUUACCGGCGAUCGCAACAAAUGA